AUGGCGCUAAUUGAAAACUUGUCAAUUUGUGAUUUUUCCAGCGAAAGCAGGAAAUACAAAGCAGAUAGUUUGCUCAAUAAAGAUGAGACUUCCUGGAAAUGUGACUACUGGCAAGACAACUGCUGGAUCAUUGUGGAUCUUAUUGAGCAACAUGUGCUGGAGCGUCUUUCAAUCACAAAUGCAUACUCUGCUUUCAUUGAGGUGUUUGUCUCGGACAAAGCAGACAGCGACUACAAGGUUUUGGUGCCCGUCUUCUGUUCCAUGUCUCCCAAUGAUUCUAAAGAAAAGUCCAACUGUAAAGAAAAAAAAACUAAUACUUUGACGCGACAAUUUUCUUUCUUUGGAAAAUUCAAACUUAAAAAGGCACCAAGUAACUUCAAUAAAGACGCUUUUUCAUCGCAUGAUUUAAAGUAUAAGAAAGAUUUAAUAGGAAGGAAAGAUGAAGAGAAGCCUAAAUUGAGGCGCCUUGAACAACAGUGUGAAGCAAAAAGCACAGAAGCUGAAAAAGAGACGCAAAAGCAGAAGGAGAAAAAGAAUAAGGAAAGAGAAGAGCAAAAAGAAAAGUCUGCCAGCGGAAAGGGACCGCGAAAGGAUAAAAAAGAUCGAACAGAAGCGGAGGAGAAGGAGAAGGAGGAAGAUGGCGGCAGUAGUGAAAGGAAGAGGGCGAAGAAAAUGGAGAAGCCAAUUAAGGAGACUACCGCAUCUGGUGGCAGUGCCGGGGCUGCCGGUACUGAAACAGGCCGCAGCAGCAGUAGCAGCCAAGGGAGCCAGACUGUGCCGCGAGCCGCAGCCACAGCCACAGCCGUCCGGCAACAGCCGUCAACAUCGGCAGCCGCAGCGGAGCCGACGAAGGGGAAGAAGAGUGUCUCAGGGAGUAGUAGUGGCACUAGGCCAGCGAAGCCCUUUGAACGGCAGAUGGAAGAUGUGGUCUUUGUCCUCAGUGGAUUCGUGAACCCUUUUAGAGCGGAGCUGCGCGAGAAAGCCACUACAAUGGGCGCCAAGUACGAGCCCAACUGGAACUCUAAUUGUACACAUUUAAUCUUUAUGAUUGGCACUUACGAGGGCCCGGAUACAGACGAGGAGGAGGAGGACGGCGAGGAAAGGACGGCAAAGGAGCCAUAUACAGCAGCACAGAGGAACGAUCGUGCCGAGACGAAGCAGCGACCAGAGGCGAGUGUCGCCGCUAAUGAUAAGCGAAGUGGUACCACCACCAAUGGCUACGACUCUGACGAAAUUUACGAUUUGGACACUGAAUCAGAAGACGAUGAUUAA
Rhagoletis zephyria (snowberry fruit fly) is the source of this 1272-nucleotide messenger RNA. The record is from RefSeq and is a predicted model, not a curated record. Lineage: Eukaryota; Metazoa; Arthropoda; Insecta; Diptera; Tephritidae.